AUUAUGUCGAUUAAUGAUAUAUAGCAAUAUUCUCUGUCAUUUGUACUUUGGGAGAUAUAUUAAAAUGAAUUGUUCCACGGACUUUCUGUUUCACCUAAUACAAUAGCUAUGUGGGGCGGCCAUCAUAUACCUGGCCGUUCGGGUUAUCCUAAAAUACACACCCGAUGUGACUGAUGUGGGAAAAGAGACCCCGGCGUAUUCAGCGAUAGUGCUGUUAGUGGCAGGAGGGUUCAUACUUGUGGUCAGCUUUUUGGGCUGUUGUUGUGCUAUCCGUGAGAGCUAUUGUAUGCUUAAAACCUAUGGCGGACUCGUAUUCAUAUGUCUGGCAGCACAGGGUGUCGGCGCUUAUAUGGCCAUCAAAUACAACCACGAUUUGGAGCAAUACGUGAACAAAGGCAUUAAGUCAACACUGGAUGCCUACAAAUGGGAGUUAGCCGAGGAUGAGGCCACCAAUCGUGCCAUCAAUGAGUUCCAGAAGCAGUUGCAGUGCUGUGGAGGCAAAGACAGAUACGACUGGAACGGCGUUUAUGGCAAACCAGAGGCGUUUUAUAAGAAGCUCGUACCGCCUAUACUAGUGGACAGGGAGGCAGCGAAUACGUGUCGGGCAUCGCAUAUCACUAUUCGGUGGAUAUCCGGACGGAAAUACAGCACAACUACACCGAUAGAUGUGUUUCUAUUAAGCUCUAAGACCUGUCAUCUCGAGGGACCGGAUUUAGUGCUGUGGAGAGCCGGUGAAAACUAUGCAAAGGGAAUAAUUAAGGAACUGGAGUGCAGUGACGCCAACCCAAAGUCAGCCACUUUUAAAUACUUGCCAUUCCUUACAGUCUUCGCCAUUAAUAUAUUGUCGGGUUUAAGGUCUCGAUGA
Messenger RNA from Oppiella nova, 865 nucleotides. The record is from the annotation of a GenBank genome assembly. Lineage: Eukaryota; Metazoa; Arthropoda; Arachnida; Sarcoptiformes; Oppiidae.